AUGGGUUUGAAGAGUAGUUCUUCCCAACCAUCUACUGUGUCAAAGAAGGCUCCUAGGAAGACGAAGACAAGAUACCCAGCAAGAAAGACAUACAUGUCCAAGGUUCAGAACAAAGAACCCACCAAUGUUCCUCUCUGUGAGGAUGUUACUGAUGAAGAGGAAAUCGAUACUGAAAAAUCUCUUGCGAAAUUGCCUCCUGAUGUUGUGCCUGAUGUUGAGACAUCUGGGUCUAAGGAAAUUUCUGCCAAAGAAAAUCCUGGAAAGGAUUCUACUUCUCAUGAAGAUUCAGAGCCAACCCAGGCUCCAGCCCCUGUUCAGGACAUCUCUGAUGAUGAUUCUGAUGAUGAGCCCUUGGUUAAGUCCAUUCCUGAUAGCGUUGCUGCCAGAAUGAAAAGAAAAAGAAGGGUCUCUACUCCAGAAGUCACUCCUACGCCACCAAAGAGAUCCAAGUCAUCUCCUGUAACCUACAAAUCUAGACAAGCAAGUGUGAAGGAUAAGGGAAAGCAAAAGGCUGUAAGGACUCCAAGUGAGAAGAAGAAAAGGAAGAUUCCAAUUGAUGUUGAAGAAUCUGAGUCAGAUGCUGAAGCCGAUGAUGUUAUUGCUCUUAUUGAGAAGGCUGGUCUGAUGAAGACAAUUCAGAAUGUUGGAAGGAAGCUUAAGGUUGAUGCUUUGCUACUCAAGCUACAAGAAGGAGAACGCAAAGGUGGUGAGCACAGUGCUGCUGCUACAGCUGCUCAAGAUGAGAGCAACGAAGAGGAGGAAGGAUCUGAAGAGAAUGCAGAGGAAAGUACAGAAGAGUCUGGAGAGGAUUCCAGUUCUGAAGACUAG
Lotus japonicus is the source of this 828-nucleotide messenger RNA. RefSeq lists its product as uncharacterized. The transcript is spliced from 4 exons. Lineage: Eukaryota; Viridiplantae; Streptophyta; Magnoliopsida; Fabales; Fabaceae. The coding region runs from base 1 to 828 and encodes 275 amino acids. The record is from RefSeq and is a predicted model, not a curated record.